GCGGAAGUAAAACUGGGAGCGGGUUUGUUUGGUUUGUUGUCACCAUUCUUUCCUCGUGAACGAAGCCAUACUAGUUAAAUACCCAACUCUCAGUCCACUGCAAUAUGUCGAAACUCCAGUCGUUUCGUGUGUUUUUAAAUGAGCGUUUAACUGCGGCAGCUGUGGAGAUUUUCGGGGCAGUUGAAGAAACGGUAGCGGAGUACCAGGAGGAGAAUGAUCGGCUACGUAGACUGCUGCGGAUCACACCGAUUAUAAAACGAUGUAACGUAGACUCCCUGCAGCUCUCUCUCGGUGUCUCUGAAGAGGAGGUUCUCCCUGAGCAGCAGCACUGUGAGCAGGAGUGGAGCCCCAGUCUGGGGCAGGAGAACCCAGAGCUUCCACAGAUUAAAGAGGAACAGGAGGAACUCAGGACCAGUCUGGAGGCUGAUAUCAUAGAGUUCAAAUUCAUUCCUUCCUGUGUGAAAAGUGAAUGUAGUAAGGAGGACCCACUUCAGUCCUUGACUCUUCCCCAAACCCAGAAUGUGGAGAACAGAGAGCGUGACCCUAAACAAGUGGAACUCACACCUUUUGUUACUGUGACCCACCUAAAGGGUCUCUACAUUCCCUGUGACCCUCAAGAUAAUCAAAACAAUACCUCCAGCCAAAGCUCAACCUUAAGCAGCGACCCAGCGGCACUUGACAGCAGCCCAUCGUUGGAUCCCAGCCCACCAUUGGAUUCCAGUCUGUCAUUGGAUCCAAACCAGUCAAUAGUGGAACACUGUUUCAAACCCAGCACCAUGUCUAGAACAACUCACCGCUGCCGUGACUGUGGCGAAAUGUUUGCAAUGAAAGCUGACCUGCAGAGGCAUGUAACUCUCUUUAAGAAGAGGCCCAGUGAAUGUCGCUUCUGCAAAAGAAACUACACCUCCACCUGUAAACUAAAGGCCCAUAUCCGACUCUGUCACAGUGGGAAACCCUACACCUGCCCUGUUUGUGGCAAGACCUUCAAACUCAAAGGGAAUCUGUCCAAGCACAUGAGGAUUCACACAGGAGUGGGAGAGAAACCAUUUAGCUGUGGAGACUGUGGGAAAAGCUUCUAUCAGAAGGGGGACUUAAGUAGGCAUAUACGGACUCACACAGGAGAGAAAUUGUUUAUCUGUGGUGAUUGUGGGAAAAGCUUCAAUUUGAAAGGGAACCUUAGGAAGCAUAAACUGACUCACACAGGAGAGAAACCAUUUCUCUGUGAUGACUGUGGGAAAGGCUUCAGUCAGAAGGGGACCCUAAGGAAGCAUAAACUGACUCACACAGGAGAGAAACCAUUUAGCUGUGGAGACUGUGGGAAAAGCUUCAGUCAGAAGGGGACCCUAAGGAAGCAUAAACUGACUCACACAGGAGAGAAAUCAUUUAGCUGUGAUGACCGUGGGAGGGGAGGGUGGGUGAAUGAGCCAAGUGGAAGCUGGGAUGAUUAG
Messenger RNA from Oncorhynchus keta (chum salmon), 1448 nucleotides. Its product is annotated as zinc finger protein 572-like. The transcript is spliced from 2 exons. Gene Ontology annotation, molecular function: RNA polymerase II cis-regulatory region sequence-specific DNA binding; DNA-binding transcription factor activity. Bases 105 to 1448 code for a protein of 447 amino acids. NCBI's taxonomy places the organism in Eukaryota, Metazoa, Chordata, Actinopteri, Salmoniformes, Salmonidae. The record is from RefSeq and is a predicted model, not a curated record. Gene Ontology annotation, biological process: regulation of transcription by RNA polymerase II.